CCUAAUUUCAAUCAUCAUUUCCAUUAAGAAUCCAAUCUGAAAAUGGCUCUCGUUAGAAACAACAGUAGCAAUGGUCGGGAGCCAAUUCUUAGCCCUAGGAGUCUUACUAGUCCUCGGGGCUUAACCAGCCCCAGACCAUUGACAGUCCAACCGACUCAAGAACCUGUUCGCCCUCUGGCCAACUUCCCACCUUCCAUCUGGGCUGAUCGUUUCAUUUCAUUCUCACUUGAUAACAACGAAUUGGAAGCUUAUGCAAACGCACUCGAGGGCCCCAAAGAAGCAGUGAGGAGUUUAAUAAUAGACACCACAAUGGAUGCAACCGCAAAACUAAAGUUAAUCUACUCUGUGCAUCGUCUUGGUUUAUCGUAUCUUUAUCCAGAAGAGAUCGAUGCAGAACUUAAUGAAAUCUUCAAGAAAAUUGACUUACAGUAUUAUGAACAAGUUGAUUUGUACACUAUUUCAGUACAAUUUCAAGUAUUCAGACACCAUGGUUAUAAACUAUCUUCUGACGUAUUCAAAAAGUUCAAAGACAACAACACGGGUACAUUCACGGAUGAUGUCACGAAAGACGUGAAGGGUAUGUUGAGUUUAUACGAAUCAGCACACUUGAGGCUACAUGGCGAAAAUCUCUUAGAUGAAGCUUUGGCAUUCACUGAAGCUCAACUUAAAACAAUCGUAAGCACACUUGAGGGAGAUCUUGCACGACAAGUUAAUCAAGUCUUAAAGAGACCCUUUCACACCGGGAUGCCAAUGGUAGAGGCACGACUAUAUUUUAACACACAUGAAGAAGAUUUUUCAAGCCAUGAGUCGGUUGUAAAGCUAGCUAAAGUCCACUUUAACUAUUUGCAACUACAACAAAAAGAAGAACUCCGUAUGGUUUCACAGUGGUGGAAAGAUAUGGAGUUUCAGACAUCUGUCCCUUACAUAAGAGAUAGAGUACCGGAGAUAUACUUGUGGAUUUUGGGGUUAUAUUUUGAGCCUUACUACUCUCGGGCGCGUAUCAUAGCCACAAAAAUCACAUUGUUCUUGGUGGUUUUAGAUGACACAUAUGAUGCAUAUGCUACAAUUGACGAGAUCCGAUCGAUCACGGAUGCGAUUAAUAGGUGGGAAAUUAGUGCUAUUGAUCAGCUUCCCGAAUAUAUCAAACUGUUCUACAGAAUUCUCCUCAAUGAGUACGAUGAUCUCGAGAAAGAAUACUCUAAGGACGGAAGAGCAUUCAGUGUCCACGCUUCAAAACAAGCAUUUCAAGAAAUUGCAAGAGGGUAUCUUGAAGAGGCGGAGUGGCUACACAAUGGCUAUGUGGCGACAUUUCCCGAGUAUAUGAAGAAUGGUUUGAUUACUUCGGCUUACAAUGUUAUUUCAAAAUCCGCAUUGGUGGGAAUGGGUGCAAUUGCAGAUGAAGAGGCUCUUGCUUGGUAUGAAACACAUCCGAAAAUUUUGAAAGCUUCCGAGUUGAUUUCAAGGCUCCAAGACGAUGUGAUGACUUUUCAGUUUGAGAGGAAACGAGGACAAUCGGCUACGGGUGUUGAUGCUUAUAUAAAGGAAUACAAUGUAUCCGAAGAAGUGGCAAUUCUAGAGCUCAUGAAGAUGAUUGAAAACGCAUGGAAAGAUAUAAACGAAGGAUGUCUAAAGCCUACAGAGGUCUCGGUGGCUCUACUAACUCCUAUUUUGAAUCUUGCAAGAAUGAUAGAUGUGGUAUACAAAUUCGAUGAUGGGUUCACCUUUCCCGGGAAAACCCUAAAAGACUAUAUUACCCUUUUGUUCGUUACUCCUCCUCCUAGUAUCGAAAACUGCUAGGUUGUAAUACAAUCAUAAUAUUUUCUCGGAAAUUUUCUUAUAAUUUGUCGCGUAUGUUUGCGCUCGAUUUGUGAGAUUCUUUUUAACAUUCUAUUGUAAUAUUCUUGUCAAAUAAAAAUUUCUUGUUAUGGUC
Lactuca virosa is the source of this 1930-nucleotide messenger RNA. Lineage: Eukaryota; Viridiplantae; Streptophyta; Magnoliopsida; Asterales; Asteraceae. The record is from the annotation of a GenBank genome assembly.